AUGUCUACUGAUAUUAACUUGCACAGUUUCAACAAGGUAUUUCCCAACGGCAGAAUAUUUCUGUGUACAAUGGUUAAUGGUUUUUUUACAUUCGCAAUAGCAAUUGCUGCACUAUGUUAUUACUAUUUAUAUUCUGGGGGGACAACAAAAGUCGAAAUUGUUCGUCCAGUGCUCGAUAGAAUUUCAAUGCUCAACUCUUCGUUCUACACUGGAAAGAUUCAAAAUGAGGAUUUUGUAAUCAAAAACGAAUUCUAUGAUAUUUUCACAAACACUCUCAUUCAAAUGAAAAAUUGUCAAUUAAGGAUGAGAGGAUUUUAUGGAGAGAGUGGAAUUGGAAAAACAACAAUGCUAAAGGAAAGUUUAAAGACUCUCAAACCAUAUCCAUACUUUCUAAUAAGUCUAACUAAAACAACAACCAUUCAAGAAUUAGCCGAACGUAUGAACAUUUUUGUUAAGGGUAUUGCAAGGUGGUCCGAUAUUCAAAUUACAAUGAAUCAGUAUACAGGUUUACUGAAACAAACAGAACAAAUUUGCCCAAUUAUUGUUAUAGAUAACGCCAAUAGAAAUACAGAGAUUACAGAAAACUUUGUGAAUAUGAUACGAGAGUACACAUCAAGAGAGGUUGGGUUGUUAAUUGUGGCAUCUGAUGGCUAUUUUGAUGGAUUGGAUACAGCAGGAGGCAGACUUUGGACAUCGGAAUUCUCAGAGCCAUCCAAUGACUUUGGUGUUAAAUAUUUAAACAAGUUAAAUAAUAUUACUGAUGAACAAAUCAUAUCGCGGGUAUUGGAUAUAACUGGGACAAAGCCAGUAUAUUUAGAAUAUGUUAGGCAUUGUAUUAAUACAGGUUCAGAUGUGAACUAUAGAUGUUUACAGAAGAUCAUCGAUGGACUGGUGUUGCAUGAAAUUGAAUUGUUGCCAGUAGAGAUACAAAUAGAGAUUAGAAAAUUGGCUUUUCAAUUAUUAAGAAAGCCUAUUAGUACUAAUAUUUCUCUACCCUAUUCAAUGCCGGAAGAAACUCAAAAAAAGAUAUACAGGUCAAAUAUUUUAAGAAAAGGAAGAGGUAAUGAUGAUCUACCAAUUGUUAUAUUUCAGAAUAGGAUAGUUAAGAGAUAUUUUGAAAACUUGGUUGCAAAAUUAAAUAAAGAAUGA
Molecule: messenger RNA, 1149 nt
Organism: Naegleria gruberi
Lineage: Eukaryota; Heterolobosea; Eutetramitea; Acrasida; Naegleriidae
Exons: 1
Coding region: 1-1149 (382 amino acids)
Molecular function (GO): ATP binding; ATP hydrolysis activity
Source: RefSeq, a predicted model, not a curated record